Molecule: messenger RNA, 2374 nt
Organism: Ricinus communis (castor bean)
Lineage: Eukaryota; Viridiplantae; Streptophyta; Magnoliopsida; Malpighiales; Euphorbiaceae
Exons: 5
Coding region: 270-1949 (559 amino acids)
Source: RefSeq, a predicted model, not a curated record
GGCGCGCUCCCCGUAGAGAAAACGAUAGCAAGGCAGAACAGAACUCCCAUAAGAAAGAAAAAACGCGACUGGGAGUUACGGUUGUAAUUAGUUGAGGAUUCCAGGGACAUUAGAGUAAUUAGAGGUAUUUCAGUUCCUAACAGACAGCUACGAGGAAAAACAAAAGACUUGAACAAAAGAAAAAAAAAAAACCACCUCCGCUUUUGCUUUAACAACUUUGGUCUUAACCAGCAACUAACUAACACCUUCUCUUCAUUCUCGGCGCUGAAAUGGCCGAUUCCGAGAAAUUAACGGCGUUAAAGAAGGCUUACGCGGAUAUAAUAUUGAAUUCGGCGAAAGAGGCGGCGGCAAGGAUAAUGGUGUCGGAGAGGAAAGCGCAGCGGUAUCAGCGAGAGCUCUUCGCUGCAAAAGAUGAGGCGUUGCGAAUGCUUCUUAGACUCAAGCAGAUGUUAGAUUCUAAGGUCAGUGAAGCAGAAAUGGCAUCCUUGAAUCAACAGAGAAGGAUUGAAGAGCUAGAAGCACAACUUGGGGAAGCAGAGGAUAUAGUAAAAGACCUUAGAUCAGAGUUAAGAGAAUUGCAGGACGAAUUGGAGAAGGUGGCAAACAGCCAGAUGCGGCCUUUGGAAGAACAAAAUCCUGAGGGUGAAAGGACUACUCUUGUAACUGCAUUUGAGGAGAACAGACUCAGUACUUCUGGGUCUGUAAUACCUUCAGGACCUGCCUCACAGUCUGACCCAGUUAUAACUCUUGAAACAAAGAAUUUGACUUUGAAUGGGACAUGUGCUGGCACUAGGUUGUAUAGUGAAGGUGAUUGCCGUAAAGACAAUUGCUUUGUUUGCAAUCCUGAUUUUGCCUCCAUAGUGAUGAGAAGCAAAGAGCCUGAGCUGUAUAGAAAUGGGUGCACUCAGAGAAUUCGUGCUUUUGAAAGGAGCCUGUUAGGUGGAAAUCUGUCUCUUUCUGGGCAAGAUGAUGAUGUUAAGAAUCAGGUAUUUAUAAUAGAAGAUAAAGAAGAUAAAGAUAUACGUAAACAACUCACUGCCAAGGUUGAUAGAAUUUGUGAUGUUGAGAAAAUUCCUGGUUUAGUCAAGGGUAACAGCAUAAGAAAAAAAAGAAGAAAAAACCCGUCCGUUUCUGGACAAGCUGAUGGUAUAAAGAAUCAGAAAUCUAUUAGAGAAGAAACGAAAGAUAAAUAUAUCUUUACAUGUCUUCCUGUCAAGGCUGAUAGUUGUUGUCAUGGAGGAUAUAUUCCAAGAAGUCUAAAAAGAAAAAGGGCUGCUAGAUAUAGGAGACACAGAGAGUAUAGGAGUUUUCUUCAUGAGGCUGUAGAUAACAAUGUUCAAACUGCAGAAGAUUCUAGGAAAAUUGAUUAUAUAUCUCUGAAGGAUCCUCAGCCACCUGUGCUCCCAAAAUCACCUUCAGAUACAAAUGAAAAGGUUAACCAAUCAGGAUCUUUCGAAGUUAUUGGAAGAGAGGCAGAAUUUGGCAGAACUUGUUCUUUUCAGAAUAUAUCAAACAAUGAUAGUUUUCCAAUAGAUGAAUUGCAGUUGGCUGGACGGGAUGCUGGAACUGCAGAGUGUUCAGAGUUUCCAGCUAGCAGAAAUGAUUUUCAAAUAGCCAGUGUAUUACCAUCAAACUCACAUCUAAAAGAGCCUGGUACCAUUGUAGCAGUUUCUCCUCACCCGCAGCCAUUAUUCAAGUACACAUUCCAAAGGAAAAGGAAGAAGGAAUUUCUAAGCAGCUCAGAUGGUGAAACUUCUUUUGGUAAUCACACUUUGAAGAAAAAGAUGGGGGAGAAACAAAGUGGUUCUCUGGAGUCAGACAAUUCAAGCUUGAUAGCUGAAUCAUCUAGAGAUGAUCGGAGGUUGGCACAGGUUGCUCGUCAGAUAAUGUUAAACCUGGAAAUAGAAGACUUAGCAACUAUCGACUGUCCUUGCAGGAUACCCUGGUAGAGAUUUUAUAACUAUUGGUGGGGAACUUAUCCAAUAGCUUAAAACUUUUAGCUUAUAUCUUUGUCUGAAAAGCAAUGGAAGUAGAGCUGGAUUCAAGUGGAGGAGUUGUUGAAUUUGGACUUGAAGCCAGACCUUCUCAUGUUUAAAGCAGUUCCCAAAGAUGGUGUUUCAUUAGAGGAGUUCCAGUGAAAAUGACGGUUGAUGGAUCAAGAAAAGAGCUAUGCAUCCCAAAGUCGAAUAAUGUUUGGGCAUUUCAUAUCUAUCUAGUUGUAUGCAUUAUUGUAUUUCUUUUUAAUCAUCCAUCUUAGCUUUAAUAUAUAUAUAUAUAUAUAUAUAUAUACACAUAUAGAUAUAUAAGUUGUCAAGAUUAAAACUAUUGGAUCGGUUUUAGUUAGAUAAUUACAAUAGAAUUCUUUUCUUUCUCA